This is a messenger RNA of Pieris brassicae (large cabbage white), 1169 nucleotides long. RefSeq names its product ADP-ribosylation factor-like protein 5A (gene Arl5). Lineage: Eukaryota; Metazoa; Arthropoda; Insecta; Lepidoptera; Pieridae. Gene Ontology annotation, molecular function: GTP binding; GTPase activity. Gene Ontology annotation, biological process: protein localization to Golgi membrane; vesicle-mediated transport; intracellular protein transport. The record is from RefSeq and is a predicted model, not a curated record. Gene Ontology annotation, cellular component: cytoplasm; trans-Golgi network. The coding region runs from base 311 to 850 and encodes 179 amino acids. The transcript is spliced from 5 exons.
UUAUAGCGAUUACAGAUAUUUAGAAUUAAAAAUAUAUAUUUCUAUAGUCCCUUUUAAAAAAAGUGUUAUGUGGUUACAAAAAGUAAUGUUAUUUAAAUUUGUUGAAUAAUUUAUACGUAAUGCAAUUCAAUGUACAACUUGUUCAGUAAAGUGUUAGUGUAUGUUGAAAUACAAGUUGACGAACUACAUAUUUUUGGAUCAAUCAUGAUGAAAUAAUCCAUUUCAAAGAAUGUUUUAUGUGUAGAUGUUAAUGAUUGGUUUUCAAGAAAAACAUAAAUGCAUCUAAAUGUUAUAACUUUUAACGCAUAAAAUGGGACUUCUUAUAUCGAAAAUAUGGAGCUUGUUUGGCAAUGAUGAGCAUAAGCUGGUCUUAGUAGGUUUGGACAAUGCGGGUAAAACCACUAUACUCUAUCAAUUGCUGCUUGGUGAAGCUGUCCACACCAGACCUACUAUUGGAUCAAAUGUCGAAGAGGUUGUUUGGAAGAAUCUACGGUUUGUAAUGUGGGACCUUGGAGGCCAACAAAGUUUGCGAUCAGCUUGGAAUACUUACUAUACAAACAGUGAGUUUGUCAUAAUGGUGAUAGAUUCCACUGAUCGACAAAGAUUGAGUAUUAGUCGAGAUGAACUCCAUAGCAUGCUUACACAUGAGGAACUUAGUAAAGCAUGUCUCCUUGUAUUUGCCAAUAAGCAGGAUGUCAAAGGUUCAAUGACUGCGGCAGAAAUAUCACAGCAAUUGGAUUUGACAUCAAUAAAGCAUCAUCCCUGGCAUAUACAAGCUUGUUGUGCAUUGACGGGUGAAGGGCUGCAUCUUGGUCUAGAGUGGAUUGCUAGUAGAAUCAAGAAGAAAUGACAAAAACUUGACAGAGUCUAUCAAUAUUACUAAUCUACUAUGUACAUCUUUAUCUAAUAAUAUUUUAAUCUUGUUGGCACAUCAUUUGAAUCCUAAUUUUGUUAAAAAUGUAGAUCUACUGUAUUCAGUAGUUUAAAAAAAUGUUUUAUAAUUUUACUGGAAAUCACAAUUUUUUGCAUUAAUGUAUGUCCUAUUGUUAUUCUAAAAUCUUAAAAUGUAAAUGAAACAAAAUAUCAUGUUCUGUUACUUUAUUUAAUAAUUUGUAAUAUUGAUGAUCAAAAUUAUUGUACAUUUUAACUUUUUUAUGUACCACUUACAA